Messenger RNA from Pediculus humanus corporis (human body louse), 279 nucleotides. RefSeq lists its product as uncharacterized. Gene Ontology annotation, cellular component: neuron projection membrane. Lineage: Eukaryota; Metazoa; Arthropoda; Insecta; Psocodea; Pediculidae. The transcript has 3 exons. The coding region runs from base 1 to 279 and encodes 92 amino acids. Gene Ontology annotation, biological process: synapse organization. The record is from RefSeq and is a predicted model, not a curated record.
AUGUCGCAUUUGGCGGCCAUUUUGAAUUUUUUUAAUAGAAGGCGGUGGAAUGGUGGAAACGUAUCAUGGGUGAGACAUCGUGACAUACAUUUAUUAACAGUUGGUCGUUACACGUACACAUCGGAUCAAAGGUUUCGUGCGAUACAUCACGUACAUUCGGAAGAAUGGACGCUUCAGAUAAAAUAUCCACAACACAGAGAUUCUGGUAUAUACGAAUGCCAGAUAUCAACGACUCCACAUUUAAGUCAUUUUAUUCAUUUUAAAGUCGUCGGAAUUUAA